ACUCAAUGAAUGCCUUGUCGCGCCGUGAAGAAGAAACAUUACUCAAGGCCACAAAAGCCCGUGCUCUCAGGGAAUGCGAUCCAGUAGUUAAAGAUUUUGCAGCAUGUGCCUCGGGUCGCACCGUGUCUGUUGCGUGGGCUUGUAGAGACAAGCUCAAGUCUGUUCAGGAAUGCAUGGUCCAAUUGUAA
Molecule: messenger RNA, 188 nt
Organism: Laccaria bicolor S238N-H82
Lineage: Eukaryota; Fungi; Basidiomycota; Agaricomycetes; Agaricales; Hydnangiaceae
Exons: 2
Coding region: 6-188 (60 amino acids)
Source: RefSeq, a predicted model, not a curated record